AUGUCUCGCCAAAAGGAGUACGUCAGUCCAGCGGGUCUUCGCCUGGACGGCCGUCGCCCGCGGGAGGCACGGCGCAUGGACAUUGCAUUCGGCACGCUUUCCGCUUGUGACGGCAGUUGCGACAUCACACUUGGGCAGUCAAAAGUGUGCGCAUCCGUCUUUGGGCCGCGAGAGUCGCUCCACAAGCAGGAGGCAAAGCACGAUAAGGCGCUUGUCACGUGCGAAGUGGCGGUCGCCGCGUUUGCUGGGGAAAACCGUCGCAAUCCGCAGAGGCGUAGCAGGCUCUCAGAGGACAUCGGCGCCGCUGUGGUGCAAGUGGCCCGCUCCGUCAUCCUCCUUUCCCAGUAUCCCAACUCGCAGAUUCACAUUUACAUCGAGGUCCUUCAGCAGGACGGGAACGAGAAAAUCGCGUGCAUCAACGCGGCGUGCCUCGCCCUGAUCGACGCAAACGUUGCUAUGCGGGACGCGGUGUGCUGCAUUGAUGCAGGGAUUCUGGAUGAGCACAUGCUGAUAGACUUGACAAACGACGAGUUGCGCUCUCAGUGCCCAGUGAUUGCGGCGGCAUUCACGGGACACGACACGCGGAACAUCAUUUGGCUGGAGACGACGUCGCGGCUACCUCCAGACUCGGCGACGCGGCUGCUCAAGUGCGCGGAGGAGGGUGCCACGAAGCUCUUUGAGACAACAAUGCGAAAGGCGCUGGAGGAACAUGCAAGGAAGAUCUUGGCGCUACAAAGCUAG
This is a messenger RNA of Leishmania mexicana MHOM/GT/2001/U1103, 741 nucleotides long. Its product is annotated as putative exosome complex exonuclease rrp41. The record is from RefSeq and is a predicted model, not a curated record. The coding region runs from base 1 to 741 and encodes 246 amino acids. Gene Ontology annotation, cellular component: nuclear exosome (RNase complex); cytoplasmic exosome (RNase complex); nucleolus. Gene Ontology annotation, biological process: poly(A)-dependent snoRNA 3'-end processing; U4 snRNA 3'-end processing; rRNA catabolic process. NCBI's taxonomy places the organism in Eukaryota, Euglenozoa, Kinetoplastea, Trypanosomatida, Trypanosomatidae. The transcript has a single exon.